AUGCGCUCCCCGGGUGCCGGCACGGCCUCCAUGGUCUCACUGGUGCUGCUUUGGCUGCUGGGGCUCCCGUGGACCUGGAGCGCGGCGGCGGCGUUUGGCGUGUACGUGGGCGGCGGCGGCUGGCGCUUCCUGCGCAUAGUUUGCAAGACGGCCAGGCGGGAUCUCUUCGGCCUCUCCGUGCUGAUCCGCGUGCGCCGUGAGCUGAGCCAGCACCAGCGUGCCCGUCAUACCAUCCCUAGUAUAUUCCAGGAGGUGGUGCAAAGGCAGCCCGAGCGCUUGGCACUGGUAGACGCGGGCAGCGGAGCAAGCUGGACCUUCCGGCAGCUGGAUGCUUACUCCAACUCCGUGGCCCACCUGUUCCUGCAGCUGGGCUUUGCACCAGGUGACGUGGUGGCCCUGUUCCUAGAGGGUCGGCCCGAAUUCGUGGGGCUGUGGCUGGGCCUGGCCAAGGCUGGUGUGGAGGCUGCACUGCUCAACAUCAACCUGCGACGUGAGCCCCUGGCCUUCUGCCUGGGCACCUCUGGUGCCAAGGCCUUGGUCUUUGGAGGAGAGCUGACAACUGCGGUGAUGGAGGUGACUGGGCAGUUGGGGAAGAGCCUGCUCAAAUUCUGCCUUGGUGACCUGGGGCCUGAGAGCACCCUGCCCGCCGAUACUCACCUCCUUGACCCCCUGCUACAGAAGGUUUCCACUGCCCCCCUUGAGCAGCCUCCAAGCAAGGGCAUGGAUGACCGGCUCUUCUACAUCUACACAUCAGGGACCACCGGACUGCCCAAGGCUGCCAUUGUUGUACACAGCAGGUACUACCGCAUUGCGGCCUUUGGCCACCAUGCCUACUGCAUGGAGGCCUUGGAUGUGCUGUACGACUGCCUGCCCCUGUACCACUCAGCAGGGAACAUCAUGGGCGUCGGGCAGUGUCUUAUCUACGGGCUCACUGUUGUCAUCCGCAAGAAAUUCUCAGCCAGCUGCUUCUGGGAUGACUGUGUCAAGUACAACUGCACGGUGGUCCAGUACAUUGGGGAGAUCUGUCGCUACUUGCUGAAGCAGCCAGUGCGUGAGGCUGAGAGAGGGCACCGAGUGCGCCUGGCGGUGGGUAACGGGCUGCGGCCGGCCAUUUGGGAGGAGUUCACGCAGCGAUUUGGUGUGCGUCAGAUCGGAGAGUUCUACGGGGCCACCGAGUGCAACUGCAGCAUGGCCAACCUGGAUGGCAAGGUGGGCUCCUGUGGCUUCAACAGCCGCAUCCUGCCCAACGUGUACCCCAUCCGGCUGGUGAAAGUCAAUGAGGGUACUAUGGAGCUGCUACGGGAUUCCCAGGGUCUCUGUGUCCCAUGCAAGACUGGCGAGCCCGGCCUCCUAGUGGGGCAGAUUAAUCCGCACGACCCACUGCGCCGAUUUGAUGGCUACGUGAACGAGAACGCCACCAGCAAGAAGAUCAUUCGCAGCGUCUUCCGCAAGGGGGACAGUGCCUACCUCUCAGGUGAUGUACUGGUGAUGGACGAACUCGGCUACAUGUACUUCCGGGACCGAAGCGGGGACACCUUCCGCUGGCGCGGGGAGAAUGUGUCUACCACCGAGGUGGAAGGCGUGCUGAGCCGUCUGCUAGGCCAGAGGGACGUGGCUGUGUACGGGGUGGCUGUGCCAGGAGUGGAAGGCAAAGCCGGCAUGGCCGCCAUCGCAGACCCCCAGGGCCAGCUGAGUCCCAACGCACUGUACCAGGAGCUGCAGAAGGUGCUGGCACCCUACGCCCGGCCCAUCUUCCUGCGCCUCUUGCCCCAGGUGGACACCACAGGUACAUUCAAGAUCCAGAAGACACAGCUGCAACGUGAAGGCUUCGACCCCCGGCAGACCUCGGACCGACUCUUCUUCCUGGACCUGAAACAAGGCCACUACCUGCCCCUGGAUGAGGACAUCUACAGCCGCAUCUGCUCAGGCGCCUAUUCACUCUGA
Chrysochloris asiatica (Cape golden mole) is the source of this 1944-nucleotide messenger RNA. It is a transcript of the gene SLC27A1, whose product is annotated as solute carrier family 27 (fatty acid transporter), member 1. The record is from RefSeq and is a predicted model, not a curated record. Gene Ontology annotation, molecular function: fatty acid transmembrane transporter activity; long-chain fatty acid-CoA ligase activity; long-chain fatty acid transmembrane transporter activity. Lineage: Eukaryota; Metazoa; Chordata; Mammalia; Afrosoricida; Chrysochloridae. Gene Ontology annotation, biological process: long-chain fatty acid import into cell; adiponectin-activated signaling pathway; response to cold. Gene Ontology annotation, cellular component: mitochondrial inner membrane; plasma membrane. The transcript is spliced from 12 exons. The coding region runs from base 1 to 1944 and encodes 647 amino acids.